Molecule: messenger RNA, 6891 nt
Organism: Chiroxiphia lanceolata (lance-tailed manakin)
Lineage: Eukaryota; Metazoa; Chordata; Aves; Passeriformes; Pipridae
Gene: SLC43A2
Product: solute carrier family 43 member 2
Exons: 14
Coding region: 84-1772 (562 amino acids)
Biological process (GO): transmembrane transport; neutral amino acid transport
Molecular function (GO): L-amino acid transmembrane transporter activity; neutral L-amino acid transmembrane transporter activity
Source: RefSeq, a predicted model, not a curated record
AAGCCCGGGCGGGACCGCCGCGGAGCGGAGCGGGCGCUGGCAACGGCGGUUGAGACUGAAGGAGGCCACCUCCCCAAGCAGCCAUGGCCCCCACACUUGCCACGGCCCACCGCCGGCGCUGGUGGAUGGCGUUCACAGCCAUCAUCGAGAACCUGCUCUUCUCUGCUGUCCUGCUGGGCUGGGGGUCCCUCCUCAUCAUGCUGAAGGCAGAAGGGUUUUAUUCCUACCUGUGCUAUGGGCAAGAGGACACCAACAACAGCUCUGAACACGAGAACAGCACAGCUUCAGAGCACAAGUGGCCUUCCUGCAACGCCCAGGAUGAAAUGCUGAACUUGGCCUUCACCAUCGGGUCCUUCCUGCUCAGUGCCAUCACGCUGCCCUUGGGAAUUGUCAUGGACAAGUACGGCCCUCGCAAGCUGCGGCUGCUUGGCAGUGCCUGCUUUGCUGUGUCCUGUGUGCUGAUCGCGUACGGUGCCAGUAACCCAGACUCUCUGUCUGUGCUGAUAUUCAUUGCACUGGCUCUGAAUGGCUUUGGUGGGAUGUGCAUGACCUUCACAUCGCUCACGCUGCCCAACAUGUUUGGUGACCUUCGUUCCACGUUCAUUGCUCUGAUGAUUGGCUCCUAUGCUUCCUCUGCUGUGACUUUUCCAGGAAUCAAGGUUAUAUAUGACUUUGGGGUCUCCUUCAUCCUUAUUCUACUUGUCUGGGCAAGCUGUGCAGGACUUGUUUUCCUCAACUGUUUCUUCAACUGGCCCCUGGAGCCUUUCCCAGGACCAGAAGACAUGGACUAUUCGGUGAAAAUAAAGUUCAGCUGGCUGGGAUUUGACCACAAGAUCACCGGGAAGCAGUUUUACAAGCAAGUGACGACUGUGGGGCGCCGUCUCAGCGUGGGGAGCUCCAUGAAGGGCCCCAAGGAGCCGGCAGCCUUGCAAGAGAACAACAAGCUCUGCCUGUCUACAGUGGACCUGGAAGUGAAGUGCCAGCCUGACAGUGCAGCUUCUCCCUCCUUCAUGAAGAGUGUCUUCAGCCCUAUCUUGUUGCUCAGCCUUAUCACCAUGUGUGUCACUCAGCUGCGGCUCAUCUUCUACAUGGGAGCCAUGAACACCAUCCUCGAGUUUCUGUCUGGAGACCCAAAUCAAGUGGCUCUCUACACUUCCAUUUUUGGGGUAUUGCAACUACUGUGCUUGCUGACAGCGCCUGUGAUUGGGUGCAUCAUGGAUUGGAGAAUGAAAGAAUGUGAUGAUGGCUCAGAAGAGAAUGAGGAGAGCAACGCUGAGCAAAGUGACAAGAAAAAGAAAAAACGUGAUCGUCAGAUCCAGAAAAUCACCAAUGCCACCAAUGCCUUUGUAUUCACGAAUUUCCUGCUGGUUGGAUUUGGAAUCACCUGUCUUAUUCCUAACCUACCGUUGCAGAUUCUUUCCUUCAUUUUGCACACAAUUGUGAGAGGAUUCAUCCACUCAGCUGUGGGAGGCCUUUAUGCUGCUGUAUACCCCUCUACUCAGUUUGGCAGCUUGACAGGGUUGCAGUCGUUGAUCAGUGCCCUAUUCGCCCUUCUGCAGCAGCCUCUCUUCAUGGCACUGACAGGACCUUUGAAAGGAGACCCCCUCUGGGUGAAUGUUGGCUUGCUUGGCAUGAGCCUCCUGGGUUUCUGCCUUCCAAUCUACCUGGUCUGCUACAGACGCAGGCUAGAGAGAGAAAAAAAGCAGAAGAUGGAAGAUGCCAAACUUUUCUUCAAAAUCAAUGGCACUCCCACUGAGGAAGCCUUUGUUUAAACUGGUGCUUCACAUACAACCUCCCCUGUACAGGUUCCUACCACAUCCGUGGGUUCUACCUGUGGUGUAAGCCAGGAUUUUCCUCCCCUGGCUCUGCCAGUCUUUGCUCACCACUGGAGUGAGGGCCGGACAUCAUGACUGAGAUUUCCUCAGAUAUAUGGCAGGAGGAGACUUCCUACUCCUUACUCCAAAACACGGGACACUUUUUCUUUUUUUAAAGGCCACACAGAUAUUGUGUCUUAAACUAUCCCCUGAUCACACUCUCUCCAGCAGCAGAGAGUUUGCAUAGGAGAUUGGGGAGAGAAGGAAUAGAGGGAUGGGAGAAGAGGGAAGACAGACCAUAGUUUGAGUUUGCAAAUGUAACGCAGUGAAGUCUGUUUUCUCCCCUUCUUCCCCAGCCUUGGCUGACAGUCUCAGAUGCAAGCUGCACUCUCCUCCCUUCCUGAGGCUUCAUAAUGGUCUUUCUGCUUGAUGUGUAGCUGGACCCAGUGGUUUUACUGUCUAUCCAGACAUACCCUAGACUGUUUCUGAGGCAGGGAAGGGGAUUUUAUUCCUAUGUGUAUGAGCACAGCUUCACUGUGUUGCUAAAUGUUGGCUGCUAGCACUGACAGCUCCCAAACCUUUUAUUACUGCAAACGACACAGACUGUGAGUAAUGGAUCUGCCUUCCAUAAAGAAAUGAAGAGCCUAUAGUGGACUGCUGGUCCUAGACCAAGCCUUCAGAGGCCUGGAAUUCUUCCUCUUCCCGGUUCACAAACCACCUGUAUGUGUUUUAAACUGUCUGCAGUCCUGGAACCCUUGAGAUAGGAAUUGGAUCUUGUUUACAGAUGAAGUGCUUUUGAGACUUGUUGCCUUUUGCCUCUUCUUCCCUUCGACAUGACCCUGGGAGGGGAGCAGCAAUGUGUAUUUAGUAAAGCGGAGAAACUUCUUGAAGCUGAGUUCUGGGGCUCCAGAUACCUUGGUGUUCACAUGCUGUGAGCUGGUGAAAAGAAUCAAGAAUGCAGAACACUCCUUUGUGUCUGGUAACUGGAUCCUGUGGACAGGGCAGGGUGAUGUGGUGAUGUAAUUUUUCCUUUAGCCAUAGCUUAUUUACAUUGCUCUGACAAUAGUCACCAGGUUAGUGUGACUGACCAAAAUGCUGCCAGUUUGGCUGUACUAGGAGCCUUUUUGAUGCUCUGUCUGGACAGAGCACACGGUGAUUGAUUGUAUGGUGAAGCUGACUGUCAGAGCAAUAUGCAUGGGUAAAGGUGCCCCAGGCCUGUUCACUAGGGAGGGAAUACAAAGGGAAUUUUUAACCUGCUUAUUUUUAUAGAGGUCUUGUCUAAAGCAGACUUUUCUGCCCUUAACCUCCUUGCUGAGGUCAGUAGCUCAGGCCCUGUAGCCUUGUGACUUUUGUUAACACUGUUGGACCUGCUCGGAGCAGGGCUGUGCAGGGGUGAGGAUGAGCAUCCCCAGCAGGUGCACUGAGCUGAGCUGGUGGCUGCAGAAAGGUUGGGGCAGAAACAAAACAAUUAUGAGUGGUAGUGGAUCAAGGGUUGGACUUGAUGAUCUCGGAGGUCCCUUCCAACCCAGCUGAUUCUAUGAUUCUAUGAAGAUGUGGUGGUGUUUUACUGCAAAGCCUGGCAGGGGGUAAGUCAUUCAACUUCUCUGCUGGUUGGAAAAGUACAAGACUCAAUCACUGUUGGCGCCAAGCGGAGGAUUAGAAACAACACCACGCUCAGACCUUCCUGAGAGAAAUUACCUGGAAACCGGGCGUUAACUCCUUGUCUGACGGUUCAAAGCCUGCAGAUGCUCAGCCCAGCCAGGGCUUCACCUUUCCUAAAGAGCAAGCGUGCACAGAGCCUGGGCAGGAGGGCUGGAGCCCUGCGGGUCCUUUGCCAGCGCAGGAUGACGCGGCAGCUCCGUGGGACGGCAGCGCCAUCUCGAGUCACUGCUCCCGCGAGCAGUUCCGAUGCUGCUCCACGGUACCUGUCAGUCUUCAGCCACUCCUUUCAAAAGGACUUGCCACUUGAGCAUUUGACACAUUUGUGAAUUUUUUUUUUUUCUUAAUGUGUUGCCUUUAUUAAAUGUGUUUUGUUCCAAGACAGCCUUAUUGCCUGCUGUCAACACUUUACUCUUCUGGAACUUUUUGUCUUUUGGUGUUGAUUCAGUGACCUUCCCAGCUUUUCUUUCUUUUGUGUCGAGCAAUAAUUAAGGAGGCAGAGUUUUGGUUAAUUUUCCUGUUCACCUGGCAUAUAUGUUCAGAGACCCACCUGCCUAGGUUUCCAGAGGGCUUUCUGCAGGUUUCUGCAUUUAAUAUUACAAUACUUCUAAAUAUUUUGAGAAGAGUUCUACUCUUGCUCCAAGAUAUUUGUGACACGAGAAUGACAGAUUAAGUACCUUUUUUUGGGAAUAGCUCAGACAGGUGAAUGUCUGAGCCACCAUCCACAGUCUCAGUGUCCUAAAGCAGAGAAGCUGCUGGAGGGUGUCAGUGUGCUAACUCAGCAUUACUUCCACCUCUGAUUCAGAACAUUGAAUGUGAUUGCUUCCACUCUUAUGUCACUUGAAUUCCUGUUAUAAAUGUCUCUGCAAAAUAGUGGAAUAUAGAGUGGCAUAUUUUCAUGAAGUCACAGUGGAGUUGCUGCUGCCUUUUAGUUUAGCUGCACAUACUUCAAAGAACACCCCUUUAUUUCUGCCAUCUACCUCCCUACUGCAGUUCCCAGUCCCUGCCCUUUAUUAGGAAUACCUUCUAAUCCAGUUUCAUUUGAAAAAAUGGUGGAUAUGUGACUUUCAGUGUCUCUGCUGAUGUGGCAUGGUGUUUAGAAGCUGCUGGUCAGCUGUGAGGAGCAGAGCUCAUGCCUUGGAGUUGCAGUCCUGGUGGGUACACAGGGGAGUUUUAGCUAUUCAGAGUUGAACAGACAAGUGGUGUCACCUUCUCAGGCCAUGCAACAAACUGUGGGAGUCAUUGCUACAGAAUGUAGUGGGGAACAGAAGUAUAAAUUCUUUUUUUUUAAAGGGGCUGGUUAAACAAUGCUCUGCAUCCACUAACUCAGGGAGAUUUUAAGUUGCUGUAAAUAAGAAAGUUGUGCCAAGGAAAGAUUAUUGUUCUGUCUACAUAUUCUGUCUUUUAAGAAUUGGUCACAGAUGAAGAAAACAUGCUGGGCUAAGGUAAAACACUGGUCUGACACUAGUGGGGUUUAAUUUAUUGUGGCAGUUGUGAACCAAACUAAUUUUAAAGCAAUCUCAAAUAUAUCUGCAUGCAAGAUGUGCAAAUACUCUACUGAUUGUGGUGUAACUGCUUCAGUCCUGCACCUCCUGCAGCAAUGGGCCCUUGGAGGACAAUAUUCUGCCUUCAGCCUCUUUAAAUGUUGUCAUGCACAGUGCAGAAACAAACACUGUCAGGGUGGUCCUGUCACACGUGGUGGAUCAGGGUCAGUUUGCCUCGUUUUUUUGAGGCUCAGGGAAAUGUAGUUGUGGAUUAUGUAUGUUUGGAGUGGAAAACAGCACUGCUGCCUUCUAGCUGAGAGAUGAAGGAUCAAGAAAAGUUCCUGGUGCACUCUCUGUGUGCAUGAGCCACCUUGUGGGAAAAAUAAAUGGGCUACCAAAGGCUGGAGAGCCACAGUAAUUUGAAUCAAUAAUGUGUUUACCUUUACAAUUCAAGUAUAGGUCAAUGUGUUUAACUACUUUCAUAAUUCCUAAAUUAUGAAUUUGUAGGUCUUGGGGUUUUUUUAUGCCCCUUGUACCCCCCUUAACCCUCAUUCACAUGAGAAGUGCAAGGAGGGUGGUCAUGGGAAAGACCUCCCAGUGGAAUGUAAUGAAGCAGAAACCUCAUCUGUGAGUACUUGCUGUUUGUAGGGGCCCUCAGAGUCAAGAGUGUUGCUGUGUAAAGGUGAUUGCACCUUCUGAAGACGCUGCUUCUGACCUCUGCAGACUCACAUGCAUGUAAUGUGCAUCCAUGCUAAAAAAAUACAUAUAAAAAAUUAAAUUCACAGAGUGGGGAAUGGAGGAUGACAGCUUUUGGCUUUCACUAAUCUGUCAGUGCCUAAGCCCUGUUGACAGUCUUUAUAGCACUAAUGCAAUGACACUGUGUCAAAAGUAGCAGAGAAAAUCUGUGCUGUUCUGCUUUAAUAGGACACUUACACUAUGACAGUAACUGCAUAAAGCUAUAUCUGGAUCCUUGAGAUGAAACUGGACACAGAUGUAUGCAAAAAAAAAAAAAAAGAGCAAAUCUUGCUGAGGCUCCAACUUAACUGCAGUGCUGCUACAGCAACUCAAAUGUUCAACUCCCACAGCAAAGCCUGGUCUUUUCAUGCUCCAUCUACGAAGGAAAAUUGCGGGAUAAUGAGAUUGUAACUAAGUCAGUAAAUCACUAAAAUGUUUUCUAGUAGGAGAUUUCCCUCCUGCCAUGCUGAUGAAUUUGGAAAAUAUGCUACAAAAUCUGAAGCAGAUAGCAUAGGGUAAAAAAGAAAUCUUAAAACUACAGAUUUUGUUACUUUUUUUCCCCCCUUUUGAGUCUUUUCUGCAUCUGCAGAGCUUUUGGUAUUCCCUAUGCCCCAAUUUAGAACUGCAAAGUACUUCUUUUCUAGAUAAUGGAAAUGAGUAUUACAGUAGGAUUCCUGAUGGGAAGGGACUGGUUUUGGUUGUUGGGGGUUUUUUUCUUCUUUUUUUUUUUUUUUUUUUAAUUUAAAGAAAAAGCCACUUCUGAUUUAUAAUUCACAAGGUUAUCUUCUCUGGAGUAGCUGAAACAAUGAUGUGUUAUGUAGCUGCAUUUUUACAUGUUAAUUAUAAACCCCCGCAGCUCCUUGUUUUUCUGCCUGUGCUGCCAGCCUGUCUCUGUGCAAUCUGUUUUUAUCAGGUGUCCUCUACUCCACGUUGUCACCCUACUGCUGCCUGUCACUUCCUUGUGCCUGACCCUUUGUCACUCACUUUUUAUUCUGGAGACAAUCCCUUCUUUCAGAAAACCCCCUCUUUAACCCAAGAGCAUUACCUCUCCCACCUUUUGCUGUCCACAGAAUUUUUUGUGGUGUUUGUCAAAGUUGAAUUGUAAGCUCCUCGGGGCAGGCCUGUGUCAUCUUCUCUGUGUUUGUAAGGUGAUGUGCACUCUUGCAGUACUAUCUCAAAAUAAAGUGAUAUUAAGUUAA